UUUUUUUUUUUUUUUUUUCUCGCGCCGUUCCCGUACGCGUCGAGUACCCCGCGACCAGUGUGAUCCGCGCGUACGACAAUACACUAACAGACGAUAUCCGCCGCGCCCCCGCCGGCCGAGUGCUUCGCGCGAUAAUUAUUUAUUCAUUAUUUUUUCCUCGCCCGUUCCGAACAUCCGGGUGUGACAUUAUGACGCGGUUUUCGAACGGCAUAUUCGAGACCUGACGUCGUUCGCGCGUGCGCCGCGUGUUUGAGUGUGCGUUUUUCUCUGCCCGUCCGUCCGUCCCCGUGCGCACGUACGAAGGAGACUCGCGCGGUAACACACUACUGCUCUUCGCGCGUCCGAGUACCGAGCCAGCAAGCAGCAGCAGCAGCAGCAGCAGCAGCAGAAGCCGUCGUAGCGGAGUGCGCACCAGCACUGCCCACCGAGCCAUCCGUUUAGAUGAACAUGAGUUCGUAUCAGUUCAUGAACUGCUAUCAGCAGAGCCAACAGCAACAGGGCCGGUCCGUCACGUCGCCCGCGGACCCGCUGCAGACGGGCAACAGUCCGGGCGGCGGCGGCGGCGGCGGCGGCGGAGGCUCAGCCGCCGACUACUACGGGCAAGCGGCCCAGGGCGGCGGCGGCGGAGUCGGUGGCGGCGGCGGCGGCGCGUACAACGCCGGACCCGCGGCCGGAUGCUAUUCGCCGCAGCAGUACGCGACGCAGUACAUGCAACAGUCGUCGCCGUCCAUGAUCGACUACACGCAGCUGCACUCGGUCAACCACCAGCAACAGCACCAGCAGCACCAGCAGCACCAGAGGCUGCAGGCCGUCGCGGCCGCCGCGGCCGCCGGCGCUCACCUCCAGCACCUCCAGCACCACGGCGGCGGCGGCGGCGGCGGUGUGGUCGGCGUCGGCGGAUUGCCGUCGCCCGGCGGUGCCAUAUCGCCCAUAUCGUCCGCGCUCAACAACAACGUGGUCGGCAUGCCGUCCGCAGCCGGCGGCGUUCAGUGCAAGUACGAGGUGACCGCCUCGGCCGCGGCCACGCCGAACGGCAUCAGCUCGCCGCAGGACCUGACCACGUCCACGGCUCCGCCGCCCGGCGCCCGGUCGCCACCGCCGGCCGCCAUCAUGAAGUCCGUCCGGUCGUCCGGCGGCGGCCCUGUGGCCGGAUCUUCGCCCGCUGCCCAAGGCCCCAUCUCGCAGACGUCCUCGUCUCCCGCCUCGUCCAUCUCGUCCACGUCGUCCAACGGUGGCGGCGGCGGCGGCGGCGGCAACGGUCCCGCGGCCUCCGGCGGCAAACAGGGCUCCGGCCAGAACCCGCCGCAGAUCUACCCGUGGAUGAAAAGAGUUCACCUCGGCCAGAGUACGGUGAACGCGAACGGCGAGACGAAACGGCAGCGCACGUCGUACACCCGUUACCAGACGCUGGAGCUGGAGAAGGAAUUCCAUUUCAACCGGUACCUGACCCGUCGGCGGAGGAUCGAGAUAGCGCACGCGCUGUGCCUGACCGAGCGCCAGAUAAAGAUAUGGUUCCAGAACCGGCGGAUGAAGUGGAAAAAGGAGCACAAGAUGGCCAGCAUGAACAUGGUGCCGUACCACUACCACAUGGCCGCCCAGCCGUACGGCACCCCGUACCCGUUCACGCACCUGACCACCUGAGAUUCGUAUUAUUAAUUUAACGGUACCGUUUGAGGCGCCCGAGCCCGGCCGCCUCUCGAAAUCGCGCGCGCGACGCGAUAACACUUAUGGUAAGCCAACCGUUAAAUUAAUAAUACGAAACAAUCGCACAACAACAACAAAAACUAAAACAACAACAACAACAACAACAACAACAACAACAGCAACGCGUGCAACGAUACACGCGUCCAACGCGCAACGACGCGCACGUGCAUUAUUUAUCACAAUAAUUGUACGCGCACGCGACGCGGCGGUUUUACCGCGCGUAACGCCGUCGCGGACCGACGCGCGCGCGUACCUCCGUGCGCGUUCGCGACAUCGGAAACGGGUACGCGGGUCCGCUGCUGACGUUCUUACCGGGCGUCCGCGAUAUUGUAAUGUGUACGAACGUUAUCCGCGUACGUGCAUAACGUUUCAUUGUUUUACCUACACGUACCUGCCGUACAACGACGAUAUUAUUUUCGUGUGCAUAGCAAUGUAUAAAGUGUACAUACAAGUAUAUUAUUAUGAUUAUUAUUAUUAUUAUUAUUAUUAUAUAAAAACAAGCAUGUAUUUUUAUUCGUCAACGUCGCGAUUUUCGUUUCGUUUUGUUCGUGAUGUUUGAUUUUGUCUCACUUAUUUGUAUCGCAUCGAACGUAAUAGUAUUAAUGUUCUUUCAUACACACACACACACACACACACACACAGAUGAAUAUUUAUCAUAUUAUACGCUCGUGUGAUGUGUAUAUUAUUUUAUAUCGCAAUGUGUGCAAUAAUGGUUUAUAUAAAGUGUGUGUAUAUAUAUAUAUAUAUAUAUAUAUACGUAUAUCUACGUCGGACGAGAAAAACAAAAAAAAAAAAACAAAUAAAAAUAACACUUUUCCGUUUGUUUUUCGUCGGCACGCAAAAGUCGGAAACCGAACGUUUCCUUCGCCCACCCGUGGCUUUUCGAUCGCGCGCAAAUCCGGACCACUACGACGACGGUUGCUGCCAGUUGCAGUUUUAAUAAUAAUAAUAAUAAUAACAAUCAUAAUAAUAAUAAUAAUAAUGUAAUAAUAAAAGUGUUUCCGAAGAUUAGAACCCGAAAACGGACAUCCGGUACGCAGUCCGGUACGCGGUACGUUUCGAACGCCGUCGUCCGCGCGGUCCGCGGCGGAAAUCGACCGCUUGUCCCGUCGUCCGCGUCAUUCCCUUGGCCGCAACGGUCUAGGCCCGGCCGUCGAGGGCUGCAGUGCACCGGUGGCGGCCCUUGAACGGGACCGCGCGGGCAUCGCGAACCGCGUUCACAAACAGCGCCCCUUCGCCGCGUGGACGCGCGUUCGCGCCGCUCGACCGGGGGCGACGCGUUUACGCGCCGGACGGACGCGGCGAAAACGAAUCGCGUUGAAACCGCGUGCCGGCCACGCGUACUCGAUGUGUUCGCGACGCGUUCGAAUUUGUUUACCGACGCGCGUUUCGUCUCGCGUAGCAAACGGAACGUGUAAAUAAUAAACUAUCGUAUACACACAUCGUAUUGUUAAACAAUAUACAUAUAUAUGUAUACUCUAAUAGGGAAAGUUAAUGUAUAAAUAUAUUUAUAUAUGUAUACUUAUAAACGCGUUAUACGUGUUGUAUUGCGCUGUAAAUAUUUUCUGUACAUGUGUUAACCCAGAGUCUGUGAUUUUUCUUUAUUUUAUUAUUAUUAUUUUUAUUGUCAUCAUCAUCAUUAUUAUUAUGUUUUAGUUUUCGAGAA
Messenger RNA from Sipha flava (yellow sugarcane aphid), 3370 nucleotides. Its product is annotated as homeotic protein Sex combs reduced-like. NCBI's taxonomy places the organism in Eukaryota, Metazoa, Arthropoda, Insecta, Hemiptera, Aphididae. Gene Ontology annotation, biological process: anterior/posterior pattern specification; regulation of transcription by RNA polymerase II. Gene Ontology annotation, cellular component: nucleus. The transcript has 2 exons. The coding region runs from base 442 to 1641 and encodes 399 amino acids. Gene Ontology annotation, molecular function: DNA-binding transcription factor activity, RNA polymerase II-specific; RNA polymerase II cis-regulatory region sequence-specific DNA binding. The record is from RefSeq and is a predicted model, not a curated record.